AUGCCUACUUCAAAGCAUUUGUAUGAGGUGAUCGCUAUAACUGGCACAUUAGGGAAAAUAUUAUGUGAAUCCGCCAAUACAGUGAAGAAUGAUGUCAGUAAGUUCUAUAACUAUUCGAUUAUAACUAAACCCAUGCGGGAUUGUGAUACAUCAUAUUCCAUGUAUGAAAGUGCAAGAAAGAUACAGUCUGAGAAGUUAAGAGAAAACGGUAAUGUCAGCAAUCCAGCUUCAAAUUCGAAUCCUUCAACAAAUCUCAAUCAAAAAAGACAAUAUUCAACCAAAGCAUAUAAAGAUGAUCAAACCAAUCAUGAUAUAAUAGAAGAAGAUACUCAAAUUAGAAGACCUAGAAAUAAAUCGUCUCAAACCCCAACUCUCAUAGGAACAGCCAAAGAACCUGAAUUCAAAUUAUCAAGUAGUCAAGUUCCUAGUUCAAGAUUAGCAAGAAUAUUUCAUUAUGGUUCUUUAGCAGCUGGUGUCGGAUUAGGAGUUGCAACUCAAGGAAUAAAACAUAUAGCCUCUGGAAAGUCAGCUUCUGAUUUAAAUGUUGGAUCAUUAAUCUUAUCACCUGCUAAUAUUGAAAGAAUGGCAAAGAAAUUCUCAAAAAUGAGAGGAGCAGCUUUAAAGAUUGGUCAAAUGAUGUCAUUUCAAGAUUCAUCAGUCUUACCUAAGGAAAUUCAACAAAUCUUAUUAAGAGUUCAGAAUUCAGCUCAUUAUAUGCCUCCAGGUCAAUUAGAAAGAGUAAUGGUUAGUGAAUUAGGUAAUAAUUGGAGAAAACGUUUAUUUGCAUCGUUUGAUGAUAUUCCUAUGGCUGCUGCUUCAAUUGGUCAAGUUCAUACUGCGGUCACUGAAGAUUUAAAACAGGUUGUUGUAAAAGUACAAUAUCCAGGUGUUGCUGAUUCAAUUGACUCUGAUUUAAAUAACCUUUUAUUGUUAUUAACUGCUAGUUCAUUAUUACCUCCAGGUCUUUUCCUUGAUAAGACUAUUGCCAAUGCUAGAACUGAAUUAAAAUGGGAAUGUGAUUAUAUUAGAGAAGCUCAAAAUUUGAUUGCCUUUAAGGAAUUAUUAAAAGAUGAUGAAGUAUUCGAAGUUCCUCAAGUAUUUGAUAAAUUAUGUGGUGAACAUGUGUUAACCAUGGAAAGAAUGAAAGGAAUUGAAAUUGUGAAAGGUAAUUGGAAUCAAGAAACAAAUGAUUGGAUUGCCACCAAUAUUAUGAGAUUAUGUCUCUUGGAAAUUAAGAAAUUUAAAUACAUGCAAACUGAUCCAAAUUGGGCAAACUUUCUUUAUAACGAAAAAACCAAUAAAAUAGAAUUAUUAGAUUUUGGUGCUGCUAGACAAUUCGAUAAUGAAUUCAUUGAUAAUUAUGUUUCAGUAUUAAGAGCUGCUGUUAGAAAAGAUCAUGAACAAGUGGAACAUUAUUCCAAAAAGUUAGGUUAUCUUACAGGUAUGGAAUCUCCUCAAAUGGUCAAGGCUCAUGUUGAUUCAGUUAUGGUGUUGGGUGAAGCAUUCUCUCCUGUCGACAAUACAGGUAAGCCAUUUGAUUUCAACAAUCAAACUAUCACUGAUAGAGUUAGAGGUAAUAUUGGUUUAAUGUUAAAUGAAAGAUUAUCACCACCACCAGAAGAAACUUACUCUUUGCAUAGAAAAUUAAGUGGAGUUUUCUUAUUGUGCGCAAGAUUAAAAGCAACUGUUCCAUGUGAAGAGUUGUUUAGAGAUAUCAUUGGUUAUGAAUAA
Messenger RNA from Scheffersomyces coipomensis, 1731 nucleotides. It is a transcript of the gene ABC1, whose product is annotated as protein kinase. Gene Ontology annotation, biological process: ubiquinone biosynthetic process. Bases 1 to 1731 code for a protein of 576 amino acids. NCBI's taxonomy places the organism in Eukaryota, Fungi, Ascomycota, Pichiomycetes, Serinales, Debaryomycetaceae. The transcript has a single exon. The record is from RefSeq and is a predicted model, not a curated record.